CUGUAAUUCCUACCUAACCUUUACAGCCAUUGGAGAACGUCUCAUACUCGACGAUAAGAACUCUUAAGGUCUGGAUCUUUACUCAUAUCUAAUGCGACAAUAAUUAUAUGACUAGACGUCCCAUAUGCAUGCACGGCAUAUCGUUUUAAUCAUGUUUGGACCCUGCAAGACCCCUAUCUGUGGCAUCAGAACGCAAAUUCGGUACAUGGCUAAUUUUACGCAUAUGAGGAGAGAGACGCAAUCAACAAAAUGAGAUAGAUACCGGUGUCUCACUCUCCGGUCCAGAUCUUUAUGGAAGAGACCUUCAAGAGAGAUCUAGAUCCUUUUUGGUAGUUCAGCACUCAACCGUAGAGCCUCUGAUUGGGCAAGACUCGUGGGAUCCGUGGAACAACACCUUCGUCAUAUGAAUAGAGCUUGAAGAUGUCUAUUAGCAACGGCAGCGCAAUGAACCGAACUUCUUGUUAACGACUACCAUCUCCGCGCUCAGUAUCUGGUAAAAACGUUACUAUUCUCUUGGCAGUUAAUUAGGUACCUACCCAGGUAGGCAGGUAGUAUAAUGGCGUACCUACAAGAGAUAGCAUGAUAAUGAUAUGAAGAGGAGAGAGGGUUACUGACAAUCUUUAGAUAUGGAUAAGUUAGGAUCCUCUAACUUUCUAGCAUGUUCACUAUAGAUUUGGAAUAGCAAAUGAACAACACUUCAGCGACACUUUGAAACUUUUCUUCUUUCUCCCACUCCAGUCUAUCGGGAUGUGGCAGCUUGGAGUCAUAAUAUUAUCCGCCGUAUAUGGCGUGUUCGCCAAACAGAACUGCCCUCUAUACGGGCUAGGGUACCCGAAGCCCACGGAUCUUCUCGGGCGCCCAGAAACCCAGAAAGCAGCAGCAGCUCUAGAUUCCUUGUUCUUUGAAUACUUCGACAAUUCGAAUAAUACCAAAUCUAGCAACUUCUCGUACUCAGUUGAAGUAUUCUCCACGGAAGAUGAAGAACCUCUGUGGUCUCAUUAUCGGACGGCGCCUAAUUUGAAGGGACUCAAUUCUACAGGCGUUGACGAAGUUGAUGGCACUACGGUCUACCGAAUUGGGAGUGUUACGAAGGUGUUUACAAUGUUGACAUUUCUAGCGGAAGUCGGUGAUUCUCUUUGGAACGAACCUAUCACCAAUUAUAUCCCUGAAAUUGCGGCUCUGGUUGACGGUGCUGACAAUUCCCAUUCGAUCUCAACCGCAGAUUGGGAAUCCAUCACACUCGGCUCGCUAGCGAGUCAAAUGUCUGGUCUUGAAAGAGACUAUGCUCUAGUCGGCGAGCUCACGCAAGGAGCGACCGCAGCUCAAGCUGCAGGUCUCGGAUUUCCCAUCAUAGAUGAUGAUGAAAUACCGCCUUGCGGUAACAGACCAGUCUGUAAUAGAACUCAGUUCUUCCAGGGUCUCAAGAAGUUACCUCCUUCAUUUUCACCCUAUAUCACGCCUGCCUACUCAAAUAUCGGAUUCACUCUUCUAGGCUAUGCUCUAGAACAAAUGACCGGGAAACCUUUCAACGAGAUGGUACAAGAUAGAGUACUCAAGCCACUGAAUUUGACUCGCACAUUCUACAGCGCCCCCCAAGAUUCCCUGGGAGUAAUACCCGGUGACCGCUAUAAAACCAACUGGGCUUUUGACCUGGGUAAUGAAUCGCCCACUGGCAAUAUGUAUACAUCGUCUUCGGACUUAUCCCAACUUGGCCGAGAAAUUUUGAAAUCAACGUUGUUACCUCCAACCAUGACACGAAGAUGGCUCAAGCCCGUGGUAUUCAGUUCCGAUCCAAAAUCCGGUAUCGGCAUGCCGUGGGGUGUGCGCCAGUUACCCCUUUCUACAGAUAUGCCAUACCAGUUCGCAACAACUUUCAACAAAGCUGGGACAUUGGGAAAAUACGAUGCACUUCUAGCUAUUAUUCCCGACUUCAACAUCGGCUUCUCCGUCUUAGCGGCAGGUGAUGGCCUUAGCGGAAUAGCGAUGGAUAUGGCGGAUAUACUGUCGAAUGUAUACCUUCCCACUAUGGUGAACACAGCACGUGCCCAAGCCGACGAGGUAUACAGCGGCACGUAUAAGAGCUCAGAACCUGGAGUAAACUCAACCCUUACCGUCGUGGCGGACAGUCAGACCCCUGGGCUAAGCCUAAGCUCUUGGAUAAGCAAUGGCACGAAUUUGAUGUGGUACUCAGUAGUUAUAAGCCAAGGUGUACAAGAGGAAUAUUGGGGAAAGGUCCAGCCGAGCGUCCGACUCUAUCCAACUGGCCUAUGGGAUGCGGUCGCCGACGGCGGAAAGAGAGUGGCGUUCAAAGCCGUAUUCGAGGACUUGAGCUUACGUAAUAUUUCGAAUCCAUUCACAACGGACUGUGUCUCCUGGGUCACUGGUUCAGGUAUCCUGUACGGGUCUAGGCCAUUAGACCAAUUCAUCUUCAACAUCGACGCCACGGGAAAGGUAACAAGCGUGGAGAAUGGCGCGCUAAGGAACAAGUUAGACAAGGUGUAAAUAAUCACUCAUCCGGCUUUUAUCUCGGUGUCGCGAUUACAUACGCUCCGUUCCUCCCCCUAUUUUGUCUUACUCGCCACGGACGUCUUCGAAGGUUUUCCGGGAUUUACCCUGCCGCAUCCGCAUGUAAGCUUGAUUCUGCGGCUUUAACGCGGCCACAAAUUUGACGGGGUCUGUCAAGGGCGGGGAUCCUUUUUUGGAGUCGUGACGGUGACGUCGCAAUCAAGCGGGCGAUCCCAUGAUACGCGAAGGAUCCCGGUCCCGAGAUGAAAGUUUACUUAAGCCCGGUUUUAUCAGCAUUUGUUAAUAUGUAGUCAUGGAAAACCUUUCCAAAUAUUCAGCUGAAAAGCCGCUAUUGCUAGACUUAUAUGCA
This is a messenger RNA of Annulohypoxylon maeteangense, 2875 nucleotides long. RefSeq names its product beta-lactamase/transpeptidase-like protein. Lineage: Eukaryota; Fungi; Ascomycota; Sordariomycetes; Xylariales; Hypoxylaceae. Bases 748 to 2502 code for a protein of 584 amino acids. The transcript has 5 exons. The record is from RefSeq and is a predicted model, not a curated record.